AUGGCCCGGCGGCGGCGCCGCGCCUGCAUCGCGCUGUUCCUGGUGCUGCUCUUCGCCUUCGGCACCCUUAUGGGCCUGCGCACGCUCAAAGCUCCGGACGGACUCCCGGCUCUGGGCCCAGGCCUGGAGCUGGCGUCCUUCGAGCGACGCCCGGAGGGGCUCCCCGCGCCCGCCCCCCGGGCCCCGGCCGCCCCCGCUGCGCCGCCGCCGCCGCCGCCGCCGCCCCGCACCGCGGGCCCGGGCAGUCCCCCGGAACCGGCCCCCGCAGAGGCCGAGCCCGCCCCUGGGCAGAGUCUGCGCGUCUACUCGGACCUGCACGCCUUCUACUAUUCGUGGUAUGGGAGCCCGCGGCGCGAGGGCCACUACAUUCACUGGGACCACGUCAUGGUGCCGCACUGGGACCCCAAGAUCUCGGCCAGCUACCCCCGCGGCCGCCAUAGUCCCCCUGACGACUUGGGCUCCAGCUUCUACCCGGAGCUGGGGCCCUACAGCUCCCGGGACCCCGACGUGCUGCGGGAGCAUAUGACCCAGCUCAAAGAAGCCGCCAUCGGUGUCCUGGUCCUGUCCUGGUAUCCACCUGGCAUGGCUGAUGAUAAUGGGGAACCCUCAGAUGACCUGGUGCCUGCCAUUCUGGAUACUGCCCAUCAAUACAACAUCCAGGUGGCAUUCCACAUCCAACCCUACAAGGGCCGGGAUGACGUCAGUCUGCAUGACAACAUCAAGUACAUCAUUGACACGUAUGGCUCCCAUGGCGCAUUUUACCGCUAUAAGAACAGCAUGGGUAAGAGCCUCCCACUCUUUUAUAUCUAUGACUCAUACCUAACAACCCCUGAGGCCUGGGCCCACCUCCUGACACCAAAUGGGCCGCACUCAAUCCGCAACACCCCCUAUGAUGGGGUCUUCAUAGCGUUGCUCGUGGAGGAGGGCCACACCCACGACAUCCUGGCCGCCGGAUUUGAUGGCAUGUACACCUACUUUGCCUCCAACGGUUUCUCCUUUGGCUCCUCGCAUCAGAACUGGAAAGCUGUGAAGAACUUUUGCGAUGCCAACAACCUCAUGUUCAUUCCCAGUGUGGGGCCCGGCUACAUUGACACCAGCAUCCGGCCCUGGAAUAACCACAACACGCGGAACAGGGUCAAUGGCAAGUACUAUGAGACAGCCCUGCAGGCAGCCCUGACAGUGAGGCCCGAGAUCAUCUCCAUCACCUCUUUCAAUGAGUGGCACGAGGGCACCCAGAUUGAGAAGGCCAUUCCCAAGAAGACGCCAACUCGCCUGUAUUUGGACUACCUGCCUCAUCAGCCCAGCCUGUACCUAGAGCUGACUCGCCGCUGGGCUGAGCACUUCAUCAAAGAGAAGGAGCAGUGGCUAAUGUGAGGGGCUACAGAUGGCAUGAGGUGCUGAUGUCCCAGACGCACUGGAAUGCUGUCCCCAUGUGGGCUCAGCUAGGGGGCGUAGGCACUGUCUCCAAGUCAGCAGCUGGGUGCCUCUGGGUGGGCCAUCAAGCCUGGGCCCAUGUAGGAACAGAGCCUGUUCCUCAAGCAAGUGGUGCUGGGGUUGUUGUGCAGUGACAGGAG
Messenger RNA from Molossus molossus (Pallas's mastiff bat), 1574 nucleotides. RefSeq names its product mannosidase endo-alpha like (gene MANEAL). Gene Ontology annotation, cellular component: Golgi apparatus. Gene Ontology annotation, molecular function: alpha-mannosidase activity. The coding region runs from base 1 to 1374 and encodes 457 amino acids. The record is from RefSeq and is a predicted model, not a curated record. NCBI's taxonomy places the organism in Eukaryota, Metazoa, Chordata, Mammalia, Chiroptera, Molossidae. The transcript is spliced from 4 exons.